Molecule: messenger RNA, 678 nt
Organism: Trypanosoma rangeli
Lineage: Eukaryota; Euglenozoa; Kinetoplastea; Trypanosomatida; Trypanosomatidae
Exons: 1
Coding region: 1-678 (225 amino acids)
Source: RefSeq, a predicted model, not a curated record
AUGAAGCGAGAGCGACCCUUCGCUGUGGACGAUGAAAACCCGCUGGGGCGUCAGAGACUGACGGAUGAUGCGACGUCGUUUGUGGAGGAGGUGGAAACGGUUGAGGAGACCCACACUGUUCUUGUCCGACUUCCUUGUUUGGACUUUUUUAGGGAUGCGCACAUAUGCGAGGAGGCCGCUCCUCACGACACUGCUUCGGCUGCCGAUGAAUGGGAUGAACGGGGCCGGCCGCGGCUCUCUGCGGGUGGGCUUAUGUUUAGGAACAACACACUGGAGACAGCGCAUCCAAUUGUUGUCAUCCGCACACAAGCAUACGGUGAGAUGGAGUUUGAAGGGUCGUGGUCUGAGUCGCACGAGGGGAAUGUCUUUGAAACACCGUCCAGCAAUCGUGUGGUGGUGCAACUGUGCGAGAGAAAUGAUGAAUCGACAACGAAAGGAAAUUACAGCAUGAUCAAUGACAUGGGUGGUGGCGUCAAAGGCGUUGUUAGCGAACAGCGUUCCGCUGCGGAUACAGGAGCUCCCUCAACGGGGGUUGAGGUGGCGAGUCUCUUGAAACACCCGUCUGUUGGCAUUACAGCUGACGAGGCGCGUGGGCGGCAAAAGGCUCGCAACGCGUCGUGGUGCUACGACCGAAUAGAUGUCCCAUGCGCGACGUUGGUGCUGCGUCGUGUGAAGUAA